AUGCAUAUAGGACAAUCCUUACUGGUCAUUGUAGCAAGUUUAAUCAUCUUCCAUUUGUCUGGGGCGACCAAGAAAGGAACAGAGAAGCAAACCACCUCAGAAACUCAGAAGUCAGUGCAGUGUGGGACUUGGACAAAACAUGCAGAGGGAGGUAUUUUUACCUCUCCCAACUACCCCAGCAAGUACCCCCCUGACCGAGAGUGCAUCUACAUCAUAGAAGCUGCCCCAAGACAGUGCAUUGAACUUUACUUUGAUGAAAAGUACUCUAUUGAGCCGUCUUGGGAGUGCAAAUUUGAUCAUAUUGAAGUUCGAGAUGGACCUUUCGGAUUUUCUCCAAUAAUUGGACGUUUUUGUGGACAACAAAACCCACCUGUAAUAAAAUCCAGUGGAAGAUUUCUAUGGAUUAAAUUUUUCGCUGAUGGAGAGCUGGAAUCUAUGGGAUUUUCAGCUCGAUACAAUUUCACACCUGAUCCUGACUUUAAGGACCUUGGCGUUUUGAAACCAUUACCAGCAUGUGAGUUUGAGAUGGGCGGCCCAGAAGGAAUUGUGGAGUCUGUACAGAUUAUGAAGGAAGGCAAAGCUUCUGCCAGCGAGGCCGUGGAUUGCAAGUGGUACAUCCGGGCACCUCCACGAUCCAAGAUCUACCUACGUUUCUUGGACUACGAGAUGCAGAAUUCCAAUGAAUGCAAAAGGAACUUUGUGGCCGUGUAUGAUGGGAGCAGUUCCGUGGGGGACCUCAAGGCUAAGUUCUGCAGCACUGUGGCCAAUGACGUCAUGCUCCGCACAGGUCUUGGGGUCAUCCGCAUGUGGGCCGAUGAGGGCAGUCGAAACAGCAGAUUUCAGAUGCUGUUCACAUCCUUCCAAGAACCUCCCUGUGAAGGCAAUACAUUCUUCUGCCAUAGCAACAUGUGUAUUAACAAUACACUGGUCUGCAAUGGACUCCAGAACUGUGUGUAUCCUUGGGACGAAAAUCAUUGUAAAGAGAAGAGGAAAGCCAGCCUGCUGGACCAGCUCACCAACACCAGUGGGACUGUCAUUGGAGUGACUUCCUGCAUUGUGAUCAUCCUUAUUAUCAUUUCUGUCAUUGUGCAGAUCAAACAGCCUCGUAAAAAAUAUGUCCAAAGGAAAUCGGACUUUGACCAGACAGUUUUCCAGGAGGUGUUUGAACCUCCCCAUUAUGAGUUAUGCACUCUCAGAGGGACAGGAGCUACAGCUGACUUUGCAGAUGUGGCAGAGGACUUUGAAAACUACCACAAACUGCGGAGAUCCUCUUCCAAGUGCGUUCACGACCACCACUGUGGGUCCCACGUGUCCAGUACAAAGGGCAGCCGCAGUAACCUCAGCACAAGAGAUGCUUCUGUCUUGACGGAGAUGCCCCCACAGCCCAUCAAACCCCUCAUCCCGCCCAUGAACAGAAGAAAUAUCCUCGUCAUGAAACACAGCUACUCGCAGGAUGCCGCAGAUGCCUGUGACAUCGACGAGAUUGAGGAGGUGCCCACGACGAGUCACAGGCUGUCCCGACACGACAAAGCCGUGCAGCGGUUCUGCCUCAUUGGGUCUCUAAGCAAACAUGAAUCUGAAUACAACACAACUAGGGUCUAA
Puma concolor (puma) is the source of this 1602-nucleotide messenger RNA. The record is from RefSeq and is a predicted model, not a curated record. Lineage: Eukaryota; Metazoa; Chordata; Mammalia; Carnivora; Felidae.